CGGCGUCCCGCGCGGUUUCGAUUGCGAAGGUGGAGGAGAGGUCGUUCGAGGUGAAUUCUGGCAACGGGCAUCAGCUGAUGAUGGCAAAUUGUAACGGGAACAGAAAGGGGAUGAAUUGGAACCAGACCCGGUCGCUGAAUUCGAACGCUCACAAGUUUACUAAUGGGGUCUUGAUGAUAGGGAGUGAAGCUGAAUCACUGCAGAGGCCGUUUGGUCACCAGGGCAAUGGAUUGAGCCAUUUCCAGCCUCAGCAGCAGCAGCAGCAGCAGCAGCAGCCACAAUUGCCGCAAUCAAGGCAGAUAGAUUUCAGUGCGGGGGCAAGUUCAGGCGGGGUAAUUACUCGAAUUGGGACAUUAGAGUCUGAGCACUCCGACGUCGAGGCUAAUUGUAAAGACGAGAGAGGGGCAAAUUUGGAUGAGAGGAGACCAAGAAAGAGAGGCCGAAAGCCUGCCAAUGGUAGGGAAGAGCCCCUUAAUCAUGUAGAAGCUGAGCGCCAAAGGCGAGAAAAGCUCAACCAGAGGUUCUACGCGUUGAGAGCCGUAGUCCCCAACAUAUCAAAAAUGGACAAGGCUUCCCUCUUAGGGGACGCCAUUGCUUACAUCACCGAGCUGCAGAAGAAGCUGAAAGAGAUGGAGUCAGAGAAAGAACGGUGGUCUGAGGGGACUUCAGGCGAUUUCAAGGCCCAGGCAAUUCAGAAUCCUGAAGUAGACGUUCAAAUUGUUCAUGAUGAUGCAGUCGUUCAAGUGAUCUGCCCUUUGGAUUCUCAUCCCAUUUCAAAAGUGAUACUGGCUUUCAGAGAGGAACAGAUGAAUGUAGUUGAAUCGAAGGUUUCAGCAAACAACGGCAGUGUGCUUCACACAUUCAUCGUGAAAUCGAGCAAUUCAGAGCAGCUAACAAAGGAGAAGAUAAUUGCUGCUAUAUCUUGCAAGAUGAACUCAACCUCAACAUGACAUUAGAUAAAUUUUAGGCUUUUGGUUGAGUUAAUAUGUUUUUGAUGGCUAUAGGUUUUUUUAUAUAUGCUAAUAGGAAUUCAUGGUCUAACCAUGGGAAGAUUACUAAUCUGUAAGUCCUUUAUAGUGAUUGUUACUCUGAUGUACUAAAUGUGUUAUUUAGGUGUAUCUCCUCACUGUUUUUAAUACAUUGUCUAAUACUUCGUAA
Messenger RNA from Asparagus officinalis (garden asparagus), 1158 nucleotides. RefSeq names its product transcription factor ABA-INDUCIBLE bHLH-TYPE-like. Gene Ontology annotation, cellular component: nucleus. The record is from RefSeq and is a predicted model, not a curated record. NCBI's taxonomy places the organism in Eukaryota, Viridiplantae, Streptophyta, Magnoliopsida, Asparagales, Asparagaceae. Gene Ontology annotation, biological process: regulation of DNA-templated transcription. Gene Ontology annotation, molecular function: protein dimerization activity; transcription cis-regulatory region binding; DNA-binding transcription factor activity.